Messenger RNA from Mastomys coucha (southern multimammate mouse), 18044 nucleotides. RefSeq names its product hemicentin 1 (gene Hmcn1). Bases 406 to 17034 code for a protein of 5542 amino acids. Gene Ontology annotation, biological process: homophilic cell-cell adhesion; synapse organization. The record is from RefSeq and is a predicted model, not a curated record. Gene Ontology annotation, molecular function: calcium ion binding; axon guidance receptor activity. Gene Ontology annotation, cellular component: axon; neuronal cell body; plasma membrane. Lineage: Eukaryota; Metazoa; Chordata; Mammalia; Rodentia; Muridae. The transcript has 106 exons.
CGAGGGGCUAGCAGUGGAAAGUUGGGAGGCUCAGUCGCUGGCCUGGUGCUCGGCGGUGGAGGCGGCACCGCAGGCUCGCAGCGUCCCCCGAGGCAUGGACCCAGGGCUCUGCCCGCGCUUGGCUACUCUCAACUCCCUGCACGCGGCCGCCUAGAACCCACCACCUACCCAGCCAGACAAAAGGCGCCGCAUCCCAGCCCAGCCCAGCCCAGCCCAGCUCCUGGAGGCUGCCGGGCUGGUCCUCAUCUCAUUCUCCAUUCCAAACUUUGAGUUACUUUGGAGACUGCAAAAGCCUGAUGAGGCACCAGAGAGGAAGUCCUCUGCCUGCUGCUGAGGAGUGAGCACAGUGCUUAGGAUCUCAGGGCAAAGAGAAAAGCAGCGAGCAAAACAAGAAAAGAAAAAAAAAUGAUUGCCCAGGAAGUGGUCCACACAGUAUUCCUGGUGGCUCUUUUUCAUUCUUCCCUAGCUGGAGAUGGGACCCCGCAGUCGGAGAGCAGGGCUGAGGAGAUUCCGGAGGGGGCGUCCACGCUGGCUUUUGUGUUUGAUGUGACUGGUUCCAUGUAUGAUGAUUUAGUUCAGGUUAUUGAAGGAGCUUCCAAAAUUUUGGAGACGUCUUUGAAAAGACCUAAGAGACCUCUUUACAACUUCGCUCUGGUGCCCUUCCAUGAUCCAGAAAUUGGUCCAGUGACAAUUACCACAGAUCCGAAAAAAUUUCAGUAUGAGCUUAGAGAACUGUAUGUUCAGGGAGGUGGCGACUGUCCAGAAAUGAGCAUUGGGGCUAUAAAGAUUGCUUUGGAGAUUUCUCUUCCUGGUUCCUUCAUCUAUGUUUUUACUGAUGCACGAUCCAAGGAUUAUCGGCUCACCCACGAGGUGCUGCAGCUUAUCCAACAGAAACAAUCCCAAGUGGUAUUUGUGCUCACUGGAGACUGUGAUGACAGAAAUCAUAUUGGAUACAAAGUCUAUGAAGAAAUUGCCUCUACAAGUUCUGGUCAAGUGUUCCAUCUGGACAAAAAGCAAGUGAAUGAGGUGUUGAAGUGGGUGGAAGAAGCUGUGCAGGCCUCCAAGGUUCACCUCUUAUCCACUGAUCAUUUGGAACACGCUGUAAAUACUUGGAAAAUUCCUUUUGAUCCCAGCCUCAAAGAAGUUACUGUGUCUCUGAGUGGCCCGUCUCCUGUGAUUGAAAUUCGUAAUCCUUUUGGGAAGCUGAUAAAAAAGGGAUUUGGCUUGAAUGAGCUGUUAAAUAUCCAUAACUCUGCCAAAGUGGUGAACGUUAAAGAGCCUGAAGCUGGAAUGUGGACAGUGAAGACCUCCAGCAGUGGAAGACAUUCUGUUCGCAUCACUGGUCUCAGCACUAUUGAUUUCCGAGCUGGCUUUUCUCGAAAGCCCACACUGGACUUCAAGAAAACAAUGAGCAGACCCGUGCAAGGAAUACCGACGUAUGUGCUACUGAACACUUCUGGAAUCUCCAGUCCAGCUAGAGUAGACCGUCUUGAACUUCUGAGUAUCUCAGGGGGCUCUCUUAAGACCAUUCCCAUUAAACACUACCCAGAUCGGAAGCCUUAUGGCAUCUGGAAUAUUUCUGACUUCGUUCCACCAGCUGAAGCUUUCUUUCUCAAGGUGACAGGCUAUGACAAAGAUGACUACCUCUUCCAGAGAGUGUCAAGCGUCUCCUUUUCCAGCAUUGUUCCAGAUGCUCCCAAAGUUACAAUGCCCAAGAAAACGCCAGGGUACUACCUGCAGCCGGGCCAAAUCCUCUGUUUGGUUGAGAGCCUUUUGCCCUUUACUUUGAGCUUCCUAAGAAAUGGAAUCGCCCUAGGAGUAGACCAGUAUUUAAGAGAAUCUGCCAGCGUGAGCUGGGAUUUCCCAAAGGUGACGUUGUCUGAUGAGGGCUUCUAUGAGUGUGUCGCUGUGAGCAGUGCAGGGACCGGACGGGCACAGACAUUUUUUGAUGUAUCAGAGCCUCCUCCAAUCAUCCAAGUGCCUAAUAAUGUAACAGUCACUCCUGGAGAAAGAGCAGUUUUACCGUGUCUUGUCAUCAGUGCGGUGGAUUAUAAUCUAACCUGGCAGAGGAGUGGCAGAGAUGUCCGUCUAGCAGACUCAGCAAGAAUCAGGACCUUGGCCAACCUCUCACUGGAACUGAGGAGUGUGAAAAUUGGUGAUGCUGGGGAGUACCGUUGCGUGGUUUCCAGUGAAGGGGGAUCAGCAGCAGCCUCUGUUUUCCUCAUAGUCCAAGAAAAACCCAAAGUCACUGUGAUGCCCAAGAAUCAGUCUUUCACAGGAGGGUCUGAGGUCUCCAUCAUGUGUUCUGCAACAGGGUAUCCAAAACCAAAGAUUGUCUGGACCAUUAAUGAGAUGUUUAUCAUGGGUUCACACAGAUACAGGAUGACCUCAGAAGGUACUUUAUUUAUCAAGAAUGCAGUUCCCAAAGAUGCAGGGACUUACGGUUGCCUGGCAAGCAAUGCAGCUGGAACAGAUAAGCAAAGUUCCACCCUCAGAUACAUAGAAGCCCCAAGGUUGGUGGUAGUUCAAAGUGAGCUCUUGGUGGCCCUUGGGGAUACGACAGUUAUGGAAUGUAAAACCUCUGGGAUUCCCCCACCUCAAGUAAAGUGGUUCAAAGGAGAUCUCGAGUUGAGGUCCUCAACAUUCCUCAGUAUUGACCCUCUUGUGGGACUUUUGAAGAUUCAAGAAACACAGGACCUGGAUGCUGGUGACUAUACCUGUGUGGCCAUCAAUGAUGCUGGAAGAGCCACAGGCAGACUAACUCUGGAUGUAGGCUCACCCCCCGUUUUCAUACAAGAACCUUCUGAUGUGUCCAUGGAAAUUGGCUCCAAUGUGACAUUGCCUUGUUAUGUUCAGGGUUAUCCAGAACCAAAGAUCAAAUGGCGGAGACUGGACAACAUGCCAGUUUUCUCAAGACCCUUUUCAGUUAGUUCCAUCAGCCAGCUGAGAACAGGGUCUCUCUUUAUUUCAAAUUUAUGGGCAAGUGAUAAAGGAACGUACAUCUGUGAAGCCGAAAACCAGUUUGGAAAAAUACAGUCGCAGACAACAGUAACGGUGACAGGACUUGUUGCCCCACUUAUUGGAAUCAGCCCUUCCAUGGCCAGCGUUAUUGAAGGACAGCCGCUAACUCUGCCUUGUACUCUGUUGGCUGGAAACCCCAUUCCAGAGCGGCGGUGGAUGAAGAACUCAGCCAUGUUGGUACAAAAUCCCUACAUAACUGUGCGCAGCGAUGGGAACCUCCAUAUUGAAAGAGUUCGACUUCAGGACGGAGGCGAAUAUACUUGUGUGGCCAGUAAUGUUGCUGGAACCAAUAACAAAACAACCUCUGUGGCCGUGCAUGUUCUGCCAACCAUUCAGCACGGCCAGCAGAUACUGAGCACAAUUGAAGGCGUUCCAGUAACUCUACCAUGUAGAGCGAGUGGGAUUCCCAAGCCAUCUAUCACCUGGUCAAAGAAAGGAGAGCUGAUUUCAAUGGGCAAUGCCAAGUUUUCUGCAGGGGCUGAUGGGAGUCUGUAUGUGGUGUCACCAGGAAGCAAGGAGAGUGGAGAGUAUAUCUGUACAGCCACCAACGCAGCCGGCUAUGCCAAGAGGAAAGUGCAGCUGACUGUCUAUGUAAGACCCAGAGUGUUUGGGGACCAAAGAGGACUGUCCCAAGAUAAGCCUGUGGAGAUCUCUGUCCUGGCUGGGGAGGAGGCAAUCCUGCCCUGUGAAGCUAAGAGCUUACCUCCACCCAUCAUUACCUGGGCCAAAGACAGCCAACUCAUCUCUCCAUUUUCUCCAAGACACACAUUCCUCCCUUCUGGCUCAAUGAAGAUCACAGAGACACGAGUUUCCGACAGUGGCAUGUAUUUGUGUGUUGCCACAAAUAUUGCGGGGAAUGUGACUCAGUCCGUUAAAUUAAGUGUCCAUGUUCCUCCAAAAAUACAGCAUGGAAAUAGACAUAUAAAAGUCCAAGUCGGCCAGAGAGUGGAUAUCCCAUGCAACGCCCACGGAACUCCUCCUCCCAUAAUCACCUGGUUUAAAAAUGAAAGGCCUAUGCUAGUAGAUGGAGCACAGCGUCUUGGUAGCCCAGACGGAACGCUGAGCAUUGAGCAGGCUGCGAUCUCAGAUGCCGGCGUGUAUACCUGUGCUGCCACGAACAUAGCUGGAAGCGAUGAAGCAGAGGUCACAUUGCAUGUCCAAGAACCACCUACGGUGGAAGACCUGCAACCUCCUUUUAACACUCCAUUCCAAGAAAGGUUGGCCAAUCAGCGUAUUGCAUUUCCAUGCCCUGCAAAAGGUACCCCGAAACCAACCAUCAAGUGGUUACACAAUGGUAGAGAGGUGACAGGGCAAGAGCCUGGUGUUUCUAUCUUGGAAGAUGGAGCACUCUUGGUAAUUGCUUCUGUUACGCCACACAACAAUGGUGAGUACAUCUGUGUGGCCAUCAAUGAAGCUGGGACCACAGAAAGGAAAUACAACCUCAAAGUUCACGUUCCGCCAGUAAUUAAAGAUAAAGAACAUGUGACCAAUGUGUCCGUGUUGGCAAGCCAACUGGCCAGCCUCUUCUGUGAAGUAGAAGGAACUCCGUCCCCUGUCAUUAUGUGGUAUAAGGAUGACAUCCAGGUGACAGAAAGCAGCACUGUUCAGAUCGUGAACAAUGGAAAGAUUCUAAAACUCUUUCAGGUGUCUGCAGAGGAUGCAGGAAGAUAUGCUUGCAAAGCAAUUAAUAUUGCAGGCACCUCUCAGAAGGACUUUAGUGUCGAUGUACUAGUUCCACCCAGCAUACUAGGUGCCAGCUCCCCAAGUGAAAUCUCAGUUGUUCUUAACCACAACAUCACCCUGCAGUGUCCUGUCAGAGGCACGCCCUUCCCAGCUAUUCACUGGUUCAAGGAUGGCAAGCCUUUAUUUUUGGGCGAUCCUAACAUUGAACUCUCAGACAGAGGACAGAAUUUGCAUCUGAGAAAUGCACGGAGAAGUGACAAAGGACGCUACCAAUGCACUGUGUCCAAUGCAGCAGGCCAGCAAGCCAAGGAUAUAAAACUCACUGUGUAUGUUCCUCCAAUAAUCGAAGGUGACUUGACCACUCCUUCAAAAAAGCAAGUCGUGAUUGGUCAAUCAUUGAUCUUGGAGUGUAAAGCUGCUGGCAACCCUCCUCCCAUUCUUACUUGGUUAAAAGAUGGCGUGCCUGUGAAAGCCAGUGACAACAUCCACAUAGAAGCUGGUGGGAAGAAACUUGAAAUCUUGAGUGCCCUAGAAAUUGAUCAGGGACAGUACAUAUGUGUGGCUACCAGUGUGGCAGGAGAACGGGAAAUCAAGUAUGAAGUUGAUGUUUUGGUGCCACCAACUGUGGAAGGAGGAGAGGAAACGUCUUACUUCAUUGUGCUGGCAAAUAACUUACUGGAGCUAGACUGUCCGGUCACAGGCUCUCCCCCACCAACUAUCAUGUGGCUAAAAGGUGGUCAGUUAAUUGAUGAGAGAGAUGGAUUCAAGAUCUUACUAAAUGGACGCAAACUGGUUAUUGCCCAGGCUCAAGUGUCAGACACAGGCCUUUACCAGUGUGUGGCAACAAACGUUGCAGGAGACCACAGGAAGGAGUUUGAAGUGACAGUUCACGUUCCUCCAACAAUCAAGUCCUCAGACCUUCCUGAGAAGACUGUGGUGAGAUACAAGCCAGUCACUUUGCAGUGCAUAGCCAACGGCAUUCCAAACCCAUCCAUUACAUGGCUAAAGGAUGACCAGCCUGUGAACACUGCCCAAGGAAACCUCAGAAUACAGUCUUCUGGUAGAGUUCUACAAAUUGCCAAGGCUCUUUUGGAAGAUGCUGGUAGAUACACAUGUGUGGCUACCAAUGCAGCUGGAGAAGCACACCAGCACACUCAAUUGCAUGUGCAUGAACCCCCCACCCUGGAUGAUGCCGGGAAGAUCCGGAAUGAGAGCAUUGUAGUGAAUAACCCCAUUCAGCUGGAGUGUAAAGCCACAGGCAAUCCUGUUCCUGUUAUCACGUGGUACAAAGACAACCAUCCACUCUCUGGCUCCACAAGUGCAACCUUCUUGAAGAGAGGGCAGAUCCUUGAGAUUAGAAAUGCUCAGAUCUCAGAUGCUGGCAUCUACAAAUGUGUAGCCAUCAAUUCUGCUGGAGCUACAGAAUUGUUUUAUAGCCUGCAAGUUCAUGUGCCUCCUUCGAUCUCAGGUAGUAGUUCCAUGGUGGAGGUGGUGGUGAAUAAUCUAGCAAGGUUAGAAUGUGAAGCCAGGGGCAUUCCUGCCCCCAGUCUGACCUGGUUGAAAGAUGGGAGCCCAGUCUCUAGCUUCUCUAAUGGAAUACAGGUUCUCUCGGGGGGUCGCAUCUUGGCACUGACCAGUGCUCAAAUGAGUGACACAGGAAGGUACACCUGCGUAGCAGUGAAUGCUGCUGGGGAGAAGCAAAGGGACAUUGACCUCAGAGUGUACGCCCCACCCAAUAUUAUGGGAGAAGAACAGAAUGUCUCUGUCCUCAUUAGCCAAGCUGUGGAGUUAUUUUGUCAAAGUGAUGCUGUCCCACCACCUACUCUGAUGUGGUUGAAGGAUGGCCGCCCUCUGCUGAAGAGACCGGGUCUCAAGAUCUCUGAAAAUGGAAGUGUGCUUAAGAUUGAAGAUGCUCAGGCCCAAGACACUGGUCGUUACACCUGCGAAGCAACAAAUGUUGCUGGAAAAACAGAGAAAAACUACAAUGUUAACAUCUGGGUACCACCUAGUAUUUAUGGCUCUGAUGAGCUUGUGCAACUAACAGCCAUUGAAGGGAAUCUCAUCACUCUCCUAUGUGAAUCAAGUGGAAUCCCACCGCCAGAUCUUACCUGGAAGAAGAAAGGUUCUCUGGUGUUGGCUGACUCUGCGGGACGUGUUCACAUUUUAUCUGGUGGCAGACGGUUACAAAUUUCAAUCGCUGAGAAAGCAGAUGCAGGACUCUACACAUGUGUGGCAUCCAAUGUGGCUGGAGUUGCAAAGAAAGAGUAUAACCUGCAAGUGUAUAUCCGACCAUCGAUAGCUAACAGUGGUGGCCACCGCCCUGAGAUUACUGUCAUCCGUGGGAAAAGUAUUUCCUUGGAGUGUGAGGUGCAGGGUAUUCCUCAGCCAACGGUGACCUGGAUGAAAGAUGGCCGCCCCUUGACCAAGGGAAAAGGAGUGGAGAUAUUGGAUGAAGGCCGCAUCCUUCAGCUGAAGAAUGUCCACAUGUCUGACACAGGUCGUUAUUUGUGUGUGGCUGUGAAUGUAGCAGGAAUGACUGACAGAAGAUACGACUUAAGUGUUCAUGCCCCUCCGAGCAUCAUAGGGAACCAUGGAGUCUCUGAGAAUGUCAGUGUGGUGGAAAAGAGUUCUGUAUCUCUGGCCUGUGAAGCUUCGGGCAUUCCCCUGCCUUCCAUAACCUGGCUGAAAGAUGGCUGGCCUGUUAGCCUUGGCAACACUGUGAAGAUUCUCUCAGGAGGCAGGAUGCUGCGGUUGAUGCAGACCAGACCAGAAGAUGCUGGCCAAUACACUUGUAUUGUAAGGAAUGUAGCUGGUGAAGACAGGAAAGCGUUUGGACUUUCAGUAUUAGUUCCUCCUCACAUUGUGGGUGAGAACACACUGGAAGAUGUCAAGAUUAAAGAGAAACAGAGUGUUACAUUGACUUGUGAAGUGAAAGGAAAUCCUGUGCCACAGAUCACAUGGCACAAAGACGGACAGCUUCUCCAGGAAGAUGAAGUCCACCACAUGAUGUCUGGUGGCCGUUUUCUUCAGAUCACCAAUGCUCAAGUGUCACACACAGGACGAUAUACAUGUCUGGCCUCUAAUAUGGCUGGUGAUAAAAGCAAAAGCUUCAGUCUCAAUGUGUUUGUAUCUCCUACAAUCGCUGGCGUAGACAGCGAUGGCAACCCUGAAGACGUCAUUGUCAUCCUUAACAGUCCCACUUCCUUAGUCUGUGAGGCAUAUUCCUACCCCCCAGCUGCCAUCACCUGGUUCAAAGACGGCAUACCUUUAGAAUCCAACCGAAACAUUCGCAUUCUUCCAGGAGGCCGUACUCUGCAGAUCCUAAAUGCUCAGGAAGACAAUGCUGGAAGGUACUCAUGUGUGGCCACUAAUGAGGCCGGGGAGAAGAUCAAGCACUAUGAAGUGAAGGUCUACAUUCCACCCAUUAUCAAGAAAGGAGACCUCUUGGGGCCAGGUCUUUCCCCUAAAGAAGUGAAGAUCAGAGUGAAUAGCAGCCUGACAUUGGAAUGUGAAGCUUACGCAAUUCCUUCUGCCUCCCUCCGCUGGUACAAGGACGGACAGCCCCUUAAAUCAGAUGAUCACGUUACCAUCGCGGCAAAUGGACAUACACUUCAGAUAAAGGAAGCUCAAAUCUCAGACACUGGACGAUAUACCUGUGUGGCAUCUAACCUUGCAGGGGAAGAUGAGUUGGAUUUUGAUGUGAAUAUCCAAGUUCCUCCAAGUUUUCAGAAACUCUGGGAAAUAGGAAACAUGUUAGAUACUGGCAGGAGCGGUGAAGCCAAAGACGUGAUCAUCAACAAUCCCAUUUCUCUACAUUGUGAGACAAAUGCUGCUCCUCCACCAACUCUGACAUGGUAUAAAGAUGGCCGACCUCUCACUUCCAGUGACCGAGUAUUGAUUUUGCCAGGAGGACGAGUGCUGCAGAUUCCCCGGGCUAAGGUAGAAGAUGCCGGGAGGUACACAUGUGUGGCUGUGAAUGAAGCUGGGGAAGACUCCCUUCAGUACAACGUCCAUGUGCUCUUGCCACCAGUUAUCAAGGGAGCAAAGAGUGAUCUGCCAGAAGAGGUCAGCGUGCUAGUGAACAAGAGUGCACAGAUGGAAUGUUCAUCCAGCGGUAGCCCAGCACCAAGGAAUUUCUGGCAGAAAGAUGGACAGUCCUUGUUAGAAGAUGAACAUCAUAAGUUCCUUUCUGAUGGCAGGAUUCUUCAGAUUCUAAAUGCUCAAAUAACAGAUACCGGGAGGUAUGUGUGUGUCGCGGAGAACACAGCUGGGAGUGCCAAGAAAUACUUUAACCUCAAUGUUCAUGUUCCCCCAAGUGUCAUUGGUUCUAACCAUGAACAUCUCUCUGUGGUUGUGAACCAUUUCAUCUCUUUGAACUGUGAAGUUUCUGGUUUUCCCCCUCCUGACCUCAGCUGGCUCAAGAAUGAACAGCCUAUCAAGCCAAACACUGAUGUUCUCAUUGUGCCUGGUGGUCGAACUCUACAGAUUAUUCGGGCCAAAGUAUCAGAUGGUGGAGAAUACACCUGCAUUGCUAUCAACCGAGCUGGAGAAAGCAAGAAAAAAGUUUCAUUGACUGUUCAUGUGCCCCCAAGCAUCAAGGAUCAUGGCAGCGAGUCUCUUUCUAUAGUUAAUGUCAGAGAAGGGACCUCAGUGUCAUUAGAAUGCGAGUCAAAUGCGGUGCCCCCUCCAGUCAUCACCUGGUCUAAGAACGGGCGGAUGAUACUGGAUUCUACCAACGUGGAGAUUUUAACUGGUGGACAAAUGCUACACAUCAAGCGAGCUGAGGUGUCUGACACAGGCCAGUAUGUAUGUAGAGCUAUAAAUGUAGCAGGACGGGAUGAUAAAAAUUUCCACCUCAAUGUAUAUGUGCCUCCCACUAUUGAAGGGCCGGAAACAGAAGUAAUUGUGGAGACAAUCAGCAAUCCAGUGACACUGACUUGCGAUGCCACUGGGAUCCCGCCUCCCACCAUAACAUGGUUAAAGAACCACAAACCUAUAGAAAAUUCUGACCACCUUGAUGUUCACAUUUUGUCUGGAGGAAGCAAACUGCAGAUUGCCCGACCUCAACGUUCAAACAGUGGAAACUACACAUGUGUUGCAUCCAAUAUGGAGGGAAAGGCUCAGAAAAACUAUAUCCUUUUCCUCCAGGUCCCUCCAAGUGUUGCCAGUGCUGAAGUGCCAAGUGAAGUCAGUGUCCUCCUUGGAGAAAAUGUUGAGCUGGUCUGCAAUGCAGAUGGCAUUCCCACCCCUCAUCUUCAGUGGCUUAGGGAUGGAAAACCCAUAGUGGAUGGCGAAACAGAACGAGUCCGCGUCACCACAGAUGGGAGCACAUUAAACAUUUACAGAGCCCUCACGUCUGACAUGGGGAAGUAUACAUGUGUGGCUACUAAUCCUGCUGGAGAAGAAGACCGAAUAUUUAACUUGAAUGUCUAUGUUCCACCUAAAAUCCGUAGUAAUAAAGAAGAGGCAGAGAAGCUGAUGGCUCUGGUAGACACAUCAAUAAAUAUUGAAUGCAAAGCCACGGGGACACCUCCACCGCAGAUCAACUGGCUGAAGAACGGCCUUCCUCUGCCCAUCUCUUCCCACAUUCGCUUGCUGUCAGCAGGGCAGGUGGUCAGGAUCGUGAGAGCUCAGGUGUCUGAUGUUGCUGUAUAUACUUGUGUGGCCUCCAAUAGAGCUGGGGUAGACAGUAAGCACUACAGCCUUCAUGUCUUUGUGCCACCGAAUAUGGACAAUGCAAUGGGAACAGAGGAAAUCACAAUUGUCAAAGGCAGUUCUACCUCUAUGACGUGCUUUACAGAUGGAACCCCUACUCCUAGCAUGUCUUGGCUCAGAGAUGGCCAGCCGCUGGCCCUUGAUGCUCAUCUGACCAUCAGCACUCAAGGAAUGGUCCUUCAGCUCAUCAAGGCAGAGGAAGAAGAUACAGGAAAGUACACCUGUGUUGCCUCAAAUGAAGCUGGAGAAGUCAGCAAGCAUUUUGUCCUGAAAGUCCUAGAACCACCUCACAUCAAUGGAUCUGAAGGACCUGGAGAGAUAUCUGUAAUUGUAAAUAACCCACUUGAACUAUCCUGCAUUGCUUCUGGAAUCCCUACUCCUAAGAUUUCCUGGAUGAAAGAUGGCCGACCCUUUCUGCAAACAGAGCAAGUGCAGACUCUAGAUGGAGGAGCUAUUCUUCGAGUGUCCAGUGCACAGGUGGAGGAUACAGGAAGAUACACCUGCCUGGCAUCCAGUCCUGCAGGGGAUGAUGACAGAGAGUAUUUAGUGAGAGUACAUGUUCCUCCUAAUAUUGCUGGAAUGGAUGAAGCCCAGGACUUCACUGUGUUAAGGAACAGACAGGUGACAUUGGAAUGCAAAUCCGAUGCAGUGCCACCACCUGUAAUCAUGUGGCUCAAAAAUGGGGAGCAGUUACAGGCAACACCUCGAGUAAGAAUCCUGUCUGGAGGCAGAUACUUGCAAAUUAAUAAUGCAGACCUGGGAGACACAGCCAGUUAUACCUGUGUUGCCAGCAAUAUUGCGGGAAAGACUACAAGAGAAUUUAACCUCACUGUAAAUGUUCCUCCAAGCAUCAGUGGUGGUCCCCAGAGCCUUGUCAGUCUCUUAAAUAAGUCAAUUGCCCUGGAAUGCCGUGCUGAAGGCGUGCCAGCUCCAAGGAUAACAUGGAGAAAGGAUGGUGUUGUGCUAGCUGAGAGCCAUGCAAGAUACUCCAUCUUGGAAAAUGGAUUCCUUCAUAUUCAGUCAGCACAUGUCACAGACACUGGACGGUAUUUAUGUAUGGCGACCAAUGUGGCUGGAACAGACCGUAGGCGAAUAGAUUUACAAGUCCACGUCCCUCCAUCUAUUGCUCUGGGUCCUACCAAUGUGACAGUAACAGUGAAUGUCCAAACUACUUUGGCUUGUGAAGCUACUGGGAUACCAAAACCAUCAAUCACCUGGAGAAAAAAUGGACAUCUUCUUAAUGUAGAUCAAAAUCAAAAUUCAUACAGGCUCCUCUCCUCAGGUUCACUUGUAAUCAUUUCCCCCUCUGUGGAUGACACUGCCAGUUACGAGUGCACUGUGACGAGUGAUGCUGGAGAGGACAAGAGAACAGUGGACCUCACUGUCCAAGUUCCUCCCACCAUAGCUGAUGAGCCUAUGGAUCUCCUGGUAACCAGACAGACCCCAGCAGUCAUGACCUGUUCUGCUUCUGGAGUUCCAGUUCCCUCAAUUCACUGGACCAAGAAUGGCAUAAGACUGCUUCCCAGAGGAGACGGCUAUCGGAUGCUGUCCUCAGGAGCAAUUGAGAUAUCUGCUACCCAAUUAAACCAUGCAGGAAGAUACACUUGUAUUGCUCGGAAUGCAGCAGGCUCGGCACACCGGCAUGUAACCCUUCGUGUUCAAGAGCCUCCAGUCAUUCAGCCCCAGCCAAGUGAACUGGAUGUCAUUCUAAACAACCCCAUCUUACUUCCAUGUGAAGCAACAGGAAUACCCACUCCAUUCAUAACUUGGCAAAAAGAAGGCAUCAACGUCAUUACCUCAGGCAAGACCCUUGCCGUCCUUCCUGGGGGCAGCUUACAGAUCUCCAGAGCUGUCCGCAGAGAUGCAGGCACUUACAUGUGUGUGGCUCAGAACCCAGCUGGCACAGCCUUGGGCAAGAUCAAGCUGAAUGUACAAGUUCCUCCCGUCAUUAGUUCUCAUCAAAAGGAAUAUGUUGUUACAAUGGAUAAACCUGUCUCUCUACUGUGUGAGACAGAGGGCUCUCCACCACCUGACAUUACCUGGCAUAAAGAUGGGCGUGCACUUACCGAAUCCAUCCGCCAGCGCAUCCUGAACUCAGGCGCUCUGCAGAUAGCAUUUGCUCAGCCUGAUGAUGCUGGUCAAUAUACAUGCAUGGCUGCUAAUAUGGCAGGAUCAAGCAGCAUGAGCACCACACUCACAGUCCAUGUCCCACCUAGGAUCCAAAGCACAGAAGUACACUACACCAUCAAUGAGAACUCCCAAGCUCUUCUCCCAUGCGUUGCUGAUGGAAUCCCCAUGCCUGCAAUUCAUUGGGAAAAAGACAGUGUUCUUAUAGCCAACUUGUCAGGGAAAUACACUGCCCAGCCAUAUGGAGAACUCAUCUUGGAAAAUGUUGUGCUGGAAGAUUCUGGCACCUACACAUGUGUCGCUAACAAUGCUGCUGGUGAAGAUACACAUACUGUGACCCUGACUGUUCAUGCCCUUCCCACUUUCACGGAACUUCCUGGAGACCUGUCAUUAAAUAAAGGAGAACAGCUACGGUUACGUUGUAAAGCCAUUGGCAUCCCAUUGCCCAAACUAACAUGGACCUUCAACAACAAUAUAAUUCCAGCCCACUUUGACAGCGUCAAUGGACACAGUGAACUUGUUAUUGAGAAGGUGUCAAAAGAGGACUCAGGCACUUACGUGUGUACAGCGGAGAACAGUGUUGGCUUUGUGAAAGCGAUUGGGUUUGUUUAUGUAAAAGAGCCCCCAGUCUUCAAAGGUGAUUACCCUUCUAACUGGAUUGAACCACUCGGCGGUAACGCAAUCCUAAACUGCGAGGUAAAAGGAGACCCUGCCCCAACCAUCCAAUGGAGCCGCAAGGGGGUUGACAUAGAGAUUAGCCACAGAAUCCGACAACUGGGUAAUGGCUCUUUGGCCAUCUACGGUACUGUGAAUGAAGAUGCUGGUGACUAUACAUGCGUGGCUGCCAAUGAGGCUGGAGUGGUGGAGCGCAGCAUGAGCCUGACUCUGCAAAGUUCUCCUGUUAUCACUCUUGAGCCAGUGGAAACUGUUGUGGAUGCUGGUGGCAGAGUCAUACUGGAUUGCCAAGCCACUGGUGAACCACAGCCAAGCAUCACAUGGUCCCGCCAAGGGCACCCCAUCCCCUGGGAUAACCGACUUACCAUGCUGCCUAACAGCUCAUUAUACAUCGCUGCUGCUCACAAGGAAGAUACCUCUGAAUAUGAGUGUGUUGCCCGAAACUUGAUGGGCUCUGUCCUGGUCAGAGUGCCUGUCAUAGUCCAGGUGCAUGGUGGGUUUUCAUUGUGGUCUGUCUGGAGGCCCUGCAGUGUCACCUGUGGAAAAGGCAUCCAAAAGAGGAACCGGCUGUGCGACAACCCACCCCCAGCCAAUGGAGGGAGGCCAUGCCAAGGGUCAGAUUCAGAAGUGCGCCACUGUCAAAAUAAGUUGUGUCCAGUGGAUGGUCACUGGUCUGAAUGGAGUUUCUGGGAAGAAUGCUCAAGAAGCUGUGGGCAUGGCAACCAAACUAGGACGAGAACUUGCAACAACCCAGCAGCUCAGCAUGGUGGGCAACCAUGUGAGGGGCAAGCUGUGGAAACCAUCAUGUGUAACAUCAGGCCUUGCCCAGUCCAUGGUGUGUGGAAUGCUUGGCAGCCUUGGGGUAUGUGCAGCAAAAGCUGUGGAAAAGGCAGUCAGACCAGAACAAGACUUUGCAACAACCCGCCACCAUCAUUUGGUGGAGCCUACUGCAGUGGAGCAGAGACGCAGAUGCAAGUCUGCAACGAGAGACACUGUCCAGUGGAUGGCAGGUGGGCGAUGUGGAGCAGUUGGAGUGCCUGUACUGUAUCCUGUGGAGGAGGGGCCAGGAAGAGAACAAGGGACUGUUCUGACCCAGUGCCACAGUAUGGAGGAAACAAAUGUGAAGGGACUGGUGUCCAGAGUGACUUCUGCAAUAGUGACCCUUGUCCAACCCAUGGUAACUGGAGCCCUUGGAGCGGCUGGGGGACAUGCAGCCGGACGUGCAAUGGAGGGCAGAUGAGGCGGUACCGCACGUGUGAUAAUCCACGUCCCUCCAACGGAGGAAGAGCCUGUGGAGGUCCAGAUACACAGAUCCAGAGGUGCAACACUGACAUGUGUCCUGUGGAUGGAAGUUGGGGAACAUGGCACAGCUGGAGCCAUUGUUCUGUCUCUUGUGGAGGAGGUGAAAGGACUCGAAAGCGGCUAUGUGACAACCCAGUGCCAUCUAAAAGUGGCCGUUCCUGUCCAGGAGAUGCCACCCAGGUUUCCAGAUGCAACAUGCAAGCAUGUCCAGGUGGACCCCAGCGAGCCAGAGGAAGUGUUAUUGGGAAUAUUAAUGAUAUUGAGUUUGGAAUCGCUUUCCUUAAUGCCACAAUAACAGAUAGCCCUAACUCUGAUGCAAGGAUAAUACAGGCCAAAAUUACCAAUGUGCCUCGAAGUCUUGGUCCAGCAAUGAGAAAGAUCGCUUCUAUCCUAAAUCCCAUUUACUGGACCACAGCGAAGGAAAUAGGGGAAGCAGCCAAUGGCUUUACCCUUACUAAUGCAGUCUUCAAAAGAGAAACACAAGUGGAAUUUGCAACUGGAGAGGUCUUGCGGAUGACACACGUGGCUAGGGGCUUAGAUUCUGACGGCGCCUUGCUGCUUGAUGUCAUCGUGAGUGGCCAUGUCCUGCAGCUCCACUCGCCUGCUGAAGUCAGUGUGAAGGAUUAUACAGAGGACUACAUUCAGACAGGACCUGGACAGCUCUAUGCCUACUCAACCCGACUGUUCACCAUCGAUGGCAUCAGUGUCCCUUAUACGUGGAACCACACCAUUUUCUAUGAUCAGGCUUGGGGGAAAAUGCCUUUCUUAGUAGAGACACUUCAUGCAUCUUCCAUAGAGUCUGACUACAACCAACUAGAAGAGACACUGGGUUUUAAAAUCCACGCUUCAAUUUCCAAAGGAGAUCGCAGUAACCAGUGUCCCUCUGGGUUCAUCUUAGACUCUGUUGGACCCUUUUGUGCUGAUGAAGAUGAAUGCUCAGCUGGGAACCCCUGCUCCCAUACCUGCCACAAUGCCAUAGGAGCCUAUUAUUGCUCCUGCCCCAAAGGCCUCACCAUAGCUGCUGAUGGGCGAACCUGUCAAGACAUUGAUGAGUGUGCUUUGGGUGGACAUACUUGUCAUGCUGGUCAGGACUGCGACAACACCAUUGGAUCCUAUCGAUGUGUGGUCCAUUGCGGAACAGGCUUCCGAAGAACCUUUGAUGGGUUGAGCUGUCAAGAUAUUAAUGAAUGUCAGGAGUCCAGCCCCUGUCACCAGCGGUGUUUCAAUGUCAUAGGCAGUUUCCACUGUGGAUGUGAAGCUGGCUAUCAACUCAAAGGCAGAAAAUGCAUCGACGUGAAUGAAUGUAGACAGAAUGUGUGCAGACCAGACCAGCACUGUAAGAAUAUCCGUGGUGGCUACAAGUGCAUUGAUCUUUGUCCGAGUGGAAUGACCAAGGCUGAAAAUGGGACCUGCAUUGACAUCGAUGAGUGCAGAGAUGGGACCCAUCAGUGCAGAUAUAACCAAAUCUGUGAGAACACGAGAGGCAGCUACCGGUGUGCAUGCCCAAGAGGUUAUCGGUCCCAAGGCAUUGGAAGACCCUGUAUUGACAUUAAUGAAUGUGAGCAAGUACCUAAACCUUGUGCACAUCAGUGCUCCAACAGCCCCGGCAGCUUCCAGUGUAUCUGUCUGCCAGGACAACAUUUAUUAGGGGAUGGUAAAUCUUGCGCUGGAUUGGAGAGGCUGUCGAAUUAUGGCACCCAGUACAGUAGCUAUAACCUUGAGCGGUUCUCCCCUGUGAGAAGCGACUAUCAACCUCCGCAGCAUUACAGACAAUACUCACAGCUCUACAGCUCCUACUCAGAGUAUAGGAACAGCAGAGCAUCUUCCUCCAGGAAUAGAAGGACUAUUAGGAAAACUUGCCCCGAAGGCUCUGAGGCAAACCAUGACACAUGUGUAGAUAUUGAUGAAUGUCAAAACAGAGAUACUUGCCAACAUGAGUGUAAAAACACGAUCGGAAGUUACCAGUGCAUCUGCCCACCAGGUUAUCGACUCAUGCUCAAUGGGAAAACAUGCCAAGAUGUAGAUGAGUGCCUGGAGCAGAAUGUACGCUGUGGACCAAAUCGCAUGUGUUUCAACAUGAGAGGGAGCUAUCAGUGCAUCGACACACCCUGCCCACCCAACUACCAACGGGAUCCUGUUUUGGGGUUCUGCCUUAAGAACUGUCCACCCAAUGACUUGGAAUGUACCUUGAGCCCAUAUGCCUUGGAAUAUAAACUUGUCUCCCUCCCAUUUGGAAUAGCUGCCAAUCAAGAUUUAAUCCGGCUGGUUGCAUACACACAGGAUAGCGUGAUGCAUCCCAGGACAACUUUCCUCCUAGUAGAUGAGGAACCAGCUGUUCCUUUUGCCUUAAGGGAUGAAAACCUGAAAGGAGUGGUAUACACUACACGUCCACUACGAGAGGCAGAGACCUACCGCAUGAAGGUGCGAGCUUUAUCCUACAGUGCCAAUGGGACCAUUGAGUAUCAGACUACAUUCAUAGUUUAUAUAGCUGUGUCUGCCUAUCCAUACUAGGAAGUACUCCAGAACCGAGUCCAAAUAUCUUAAGUGCAUUGAUCAAGCAAUCAAGGACCUCUACAGUUUACUAUCUCUUGAAAAGUUGCAAUCUUAGCAACUUGAAAAUGGUGCUGUACUCUGUUGUGUAUGUGUUCCUUGGUACUGCUGAAGUAUCUAUAUGAUCCAACUAUGGUCAUGGAUCUUUUAGUAAGUACUAGAAGAGUCCUUUGUUAUUUUCUUUAUUUAUUACACUGGAGCAGUUACUUCCCAAGGAUUAUUCUGAUCAGCUCACAGGACAUGUCAAUGACGUCGUAUAGUAGCAUAGUAGCUAAGAUCAUUUUCUUGGAAACAAUAUAAAACAUAACAAAACAAACUAGUUCACAAACUUUUUGAACAUUCUGGCUUAAAGUAGUAAAAAACAGUUACUAUGUGUUUUGAUAAAAGCCUAUGCCAUAGUAAUACAAUUUUUGAAAUAUGAGCAUAACACUUGUACAUCUUUCAUUUUAAGAUUAAAAAAAGAAACACCACUUUUCUGAAAUAUACUGCAGAUAUAACAAAGUUUGUUUGAUCCUAAAUGGGUCUUGCCUUUAUUAAAUACUCAAGAUACAUUCCCUGAGGUUCUGAGCCUUAUACUAUGGUAAUCAGAAAGUUACUUUCCCUUUAGAUAAUUGCCCAUGGCCUGGGGCUUUGACAUAACCAUUUAUUCACUCAACUCCUUAACUUUUACAUUCCAUGUUUUUCUGUCAAAUAAAAUUAUUUUAAGACAUAGCAAUAGAUCAGAUUUCUUGAUUAUUGUAGUCAUGUAUGUUCAAGUUAAUGUGUUAAACGUCAAUACACUGUACAUGGUGGUGACAAACUCUGUAAGCAAUUGUCAAGAUGUAUUCUAUUUUUAUGAAGUGUAUAUAUUACCUUCGUAUGUAUUUUCUAUAUAAUAUCUUGAUGGACUCUUUUAUAAAAUUAUUUUAUAAAAAAUAUUACAGUGAAAUAAACCUAAAUAAAAUUUUCACCUUUUUCUUAAGAACCUAAAA